AAAUACAAAGUCAACAUCAAUAGCAGCUUCUCUCUUUUAUUCACCUUCUUGUUAGCCAACCCCUCUCAUUUUGUAUUAACUCCCUCUCUUACAAGUUACUAUAAAUACAUUUAAUUAAUACUAGCAUUUAAUACCAGGUACAAAGUAUAGAAAUUUAUCUAUAUAAUAGCAACUACUAUAAAGUUACAUAUGGCCUUCAGCAUGCUUUUGUUUAUACUCUCUUCGCACUAAUGGCUUGGGAUUUUCGAACACACCAAGAAAUCAGAGAUAGGUGAUAAUAUAGAAGGACUAGAAAGUUUGAAUUAUUCAGCAAUGGAUUGGAGUUGCUUUGGUGCUUUUCAAUCAUGUAAGAACAAUAGAGAGACUCAAGUCCAAGAGCUUGCCACCAACAAUGUGAGGCUUUUUUCAUAUAACUCAUUGAGAUCAGCAACAGGACACUUCCAUCCAUCUAACAAGAUAGGAGGUGGCGGUUUUGGAGUUGUUUAUAAGGGAGUUUUGAGAGAUGGAAGUCGUGUUGCCAUUAAAUGUCUCUCUGCUGAAUCAAAACAAGGGACCAAGGAAUUGUUGACAGAGAUUAAUAUUAUUUCAGAUACUCGACAUCCAAAUCUUGUUCAGUUGAUUGGUUGUUGUGUUGAGAGUGGCAAUAGAAUGUUGAUAUAUGAAUACUUGGAGAAUAACAGCCUUGCCUGUGCUUUACUUGGUUCUAAAGGUAAACGUGUUGCCCUGGAUUGGCCCAAGAGAGUUGCUAUAAUUUUAGGUACAGCAUCUGGUUUAGCAUUUCUUCAUGAGGAAGCAACACCACCAAUUGUUCAUCGAGAUAUUAAGGCCAGUAAUGUCCUUAUUGAUGAAAACCUUCAACCUAAAAUUGGCGAUUUUGGUCUGGCAAAGCUUUUCCCUGAAAAUGUGACUCAUCUUAGUACGCAAGUGGCAGGAACAGUAGGAUAUCUUGCUCCCGAGUAUGCCUUGUUUGGACAACUCACAAAGAAGGCCGAUGUCUACAGUUUUGGAGUUCUUCUACUUGAGAUCAUAAGUGGAAGAAGCAGUAGUAAAGCAGCAUUUGGAGUGGAUCUCUUGAUUCUGGUGGAAUGGGUAUGGAAGCUUAGAGAAGAAGGGCGGCUUCUAGAUAUCGUUGAUCCAGAGCUAAUAGAGUAUUCAGAAGCUGAAUUACUGCGCUUCAUCAAAGUAGCUCUUUUUUGCACACAAGCAGCACCUACCCAAAGACCUAACAUGAAACAAGUGAUUGAGAUGUUGUCUAAAGAAGUUAACCUCAAUGAGAAGUUGUUAACUGAGCCAGGAGUCUACAGACCACAUAGCUCGAAACGAUCAAGUUAUAGUAGUCUGCAGAAAUCAUCCUCCCGGGACAAGAAAGGGGUGCAAUCUGUUAAUCCAUUUGCAACAUCAACAAAGUUUGAGAGUUUUCAGAGUGUCACACAAAUGCUUCCUAGAUAAUGUUGACUGAUGUUUAUAGAUAUCUUUAUACUUGUAUAUUGUUGUUCUCCUAACCUGGGCAAUCCCCCUUGGGCUUAUGGCAUGGACUAAUAUAUUGGUUUUUUUAAACCUUCUCAUGUAAUAUGAAGUUAGCAGUAGCUAUAAGCAAGCACGGAAAUAUUUUUAGUACAAAAA
Messenger RNA from Nicotiana tabacum (common tobacco), 1623 nucleotides. Its product is annotated as putative serine/threonine-protein kinase. Gene Ontology annotation, biological process: protein phosphorylation. Lineage: Eukaryota; Viridiplantae; Streptophyta; Magnoliopsida; Solanales; Solanaceae. Gene Ontology annotation, molecular function: ATP binding; protein kinase activity. The record is from RefSeq and is a predicted model, not a curated record.